This is a messenger RNA of Pocillopora meandrina, 707 nucleotides long. The record is from the annotation of a GenBank genome assembly. Lineage: Eukaryota; Metazoa; Cnidaria; Anthozoa; Scleractinia; Pocilloporidae.
GCGGUGGUUACGGCUUUGGUGGCUGUGGCGGCUGUGGUGGCCUCGGCGGCUACGGUGGCUAUGGUGGAUUCGGUGGCUGCGGUGGCUACGGUUUCGGUCUGGGUGGGUUAUGUGACUGGUGUGCUGAUGGUACCAUGUGCGCAAACUGCAAGGGAGGCUUUGGACCACCUAUAGGAUGUGGGGGCUGCAACUGUGGAUGUUCCCCGAGUCUUACAUUCCCCUGUGUGUUUGGCGCUUCUGUCAACAAUCCAGGCUGUGAGUGCUGUAAGAAGAAGCCUCCCAAAGGAAAAUGUAUCUGGCCAUGCAUGUGGCCAUGCUGCUGCGAGUGCGAUCCACCUAAGUUCAAGUUUAAGCCUCUGGAGCCCAAGCCAGUGUGCCACUGUCCACACAAGCGUUACUACAGAUUACACCAAUCACAAACAAGUAUGCCGCACUUCUUUCUACUAUUCACAACACACGUUUCUAUAACCUCAAAAAAUUAUCUACUUUUCAAUUUUGACAAAAAACACCAUCGCUUGACGGAGACGAAUUUAUUUUCAAUAAAAUUCCACCCAGAAGCGAGGCGUGUUGGCCUCCUGGUUAGGACGCUUAACUCUGUUAUAAUGGAUCCAGGUUCAAGCAAUGGGACCUGCUUCUUGAUUACGGGUCCUGUAAAGCUAUUUUUUGUUGCUGUUGGUUUUUUUUUCAAUGUUUCGAUAUAACAGCAA